GACGUUGAGGUUAUUUGCGACAAAUCGCGAAAGCUACGGCUACGCACCAAGUGAAGCGUUUCAUUCAAUUUUAUCAUCAUUUUGGGAAUGGUGUUGCGAUGCUUGUUCGCUGAUUAUCUCCAACCCUUUUCUGAUUAGCAUGUAAGAAAGUAUUUUACUCUGUUGUGGAUGAUUGGAGCUUCGGAGAGGUAGAAGGUGGAGGACGUCCCGAAGAAUGGAAGACGCUAAGGCUGCGUUAUUGCGCGCAGCAGAGCAGGCCUUGGAACAGAAAAAUUUUCCCGAUGUGGUGAAGAACUGUAAGCAAAUACUGAAGCAAGACCGCGCUAGCUAUGGCGCAUAUGUCCUCUUGGCCAAGGCGCUGCAGGGUACCAAUCACUUCCCGCAAGCCCUGGUUGCUCUUCGGAAGGCAGUGGAGCAGGAUAAAUCUGCUCUACCAGCAUGGCUGGCAUUCAUGGAUCUAUAUGAAGCAAGUGCAGAGUUUGACAAAUUUCUAGAAGCUUGUAAUACUGUGAGGCAAAUCACGCAGACCUCUGGUGAUAUGAAGAAUUUUGCAUCCUGCACAGAGAGAUUGGCCUCCACAUAUGUCAAAACUGGGCGUCACGAAGAAGCACUAGGUGUCUGGGAGGAGUUGUUGAAAGCAGACAAAGUUGUGACACCUGAUACACAGUUAAGGGCGCUUUGUGGUGUUAUUGAUGCACAAGCUUCAUUGUUUGAUUUGGCAACGCAGCAGAAAAGAGAAAAGGAUUCUGCUACUCUUUUAGGGGUUCACACUGUGGAAUCCUUACGGGAUGGCUUGGAGACAAACCUCCAUAUUGCACUCCAGAAGCCCGGUUUGCAUGUUGAGCGCUAUAAUGCACUGCUACUGGACCUCCUUCUUCGAACAACGAGAGAAUCUAGAGGGAAAGAUUCUCAACUUCGACUUCUACAGCAGGCUAUUGCGACAACCUUAUCAUCCAACGUUCUUACUGGUUACGAAGUGGCUCUUGUCCUCUGUGAGGAAGACCAUGCUGACUUUUUAUUCCAAAACGUAAAUAGUACGGAAAGUACGAAGAAUGGAGUGCCUUACUUUAGAUUAAGACUUGGAUUGCGGUUUGCGCAUCUUUAUCCAUCUCAUGGGCUUGCCCUUGCUACAAUCGCAUCCUUGUCACAAAGCAGUGCGGAUCGCAAGAAGGUCUUGUGUGAGAAAGCACUUCGAGCUGAUGACACAUGUUUGAUCGGAUGGCAGUUAUUAGCUGAUCUGCAAAUUGCAGAAGGUGCAUAUAGUGGUGCUGCGGACAGUAUAAAGCGGGGAUUCAAAUCACUCGAGUUAUGGAGAACAAAGUACGGGUUGCAGCUUUUUGCUAAAGAGCUGCGUCUACAUCUUACAGAGGGGCAUUUGCAUUUGGAAACAAAAGCCUAUGAAGAAGCAGAAAGGGUGUAUCGAUUUGUAUUAGAUGGUGCAGACAAAUUGGGUAACAGAGAAGCUGAAGAAUUAGUUAAGGCUGCCCUUGAGGGAAGAGUGAAGGUAGCAAUAGCACAAGACGACUUAAAAGAGACCGAAGAUAGAUUAGAGGCUCUUUUGUCAUUUGACAAUACAAAUCAUUGGGCUUUAGCAGAGAAAGGCUGGUUGGACUUUAAGAAAGGCAAUGCUGAGAAUGCUGUGCAUUUAUUAGAGAAAGCCGUGGCGAUCUGUGGGAACAACUCUACUUACCGCCGUCGUUUGGGUUUGUCAUACUGGGAAACAGGUGAGCAAUCUGGUAAAGAACGAGCAGUUGCACAAUUGGUGGAAGCUGCGAGGUUGGAUCCGAAGGAGGCAGGUGUUUUCCGUUACCUUGGACACUAUUAUUAUCAAAUAGCUGGUGAUAUGCGGCGAGCCGCCCGAUCUUACCAGAAGGCAAUCAAUCUUGAUCCUGAAGAUUUGGAGGCAGGGGAAGCUCUUUGUAAUCUACUGGAAAAAGGAGGACAAAUUGUGUUGGAAGGUGCCAUAUGUCGAGAAGCCUCUCAACACUCGCCUCGAGCUUAUUGGGCAUGGCGUCGACUUGGCUAUAUCCAGGUUCAAGCGAAACAGUGGUCAGAGGCUGUGUCAAAUCUGCAACAUGCACUUCGAGGCUACAGCUCGGAUGGAUGUCUGUGGGAGGCGUUGGGAUUGGCUUAUCAACAACUUGGUAUGCUAACUGCUGCUCUGAAGGCAUACGAACGAGUUGUGUCUUUGGGAAAUACAUCUCCAAUAUUUGCCCUACUUCAGAGUGGUAUCAUCCUCCAGUCACUUGCAUCAUAUACUCAGGCUAUUGACAUAUUCCGUAAUGCUCUCGACAAGGUUCCUGGAAAUGUGGUCGCGCAGUGUGGUCUUGCAGCUGCACUUUUAGGUCGUGCUCGUCAGUGCACAAGUGUUGGAGCCUUGGCUUGGGCUGCGAGACUUUUACAGGAAGCUGCUGAUGCUGCACACCAAUGUACAUCAAGUAAUGGUACUGUUGCCGCUGCGUGGAAACUAUUGGGAGAUAUUGAGGUUGCAUAUGCUCAAAUAUUGCCAUGUGAUCUCAUGGAUUCCAUAUCAGAUGGUAUCACCCGAGAGGAUUUCAAUGAGCAGGAAGCGGCUUCUUUUUGCGACCAGGUUCUACUUUGGUAUCAGCAGCGUAAAGCUGCUAGCAAAAGAGCGCAACGCGCUUAUCUUCAUUUACUUCAUAUAUGUCCUCAGCAAGGCCAUGUGUAUGGCGAUCUAGCAAUGGCCAUAAAGCUUGACCACUCGUUAGACCAGAACGCACCACCGAGUGAAUCAACAAGGUUGGAUCCAGAAAGAACUGUUUUAUCAGGAUUGCGCUUAGAUACUUCACGUGCAGACCUCUGGUUCAUAUUUGGUGUGUUGGUACAACACAAAGCUCUGAAACAACAUGCCUUUAUUCAGGCUCUACGACUAGAUGCAUAUCAUUCCAGCACUUGGGCUCAUCUAGGACAGCUUUACCUGCAAGAGAGGGAGCUUGAGUUAGCAAAGCAGGCAUUCGAUAGAUCUCGAAGUGCAGAUCCGACUCUAAGCCUACCGUGGGCGGGUAUGGCCUUUCUGCACAGCCUCAGUGAUGGAAAGAAGGAGAUGGACGAAGCCUUCGCGAGUUGCUUGUAUGCUGUGCAUCUACUACCAGUUAUGCAAGUUCAACUUGGCCUUGCAAGGUUAGCCGAACGCACCCGCCACCUAUCUACAGCACAGGUAUAUGCAGCCAUAGAGCAGUGUGUACAAAGAGCACCCCAUAGUGUAGAAGCGCUCAAUCUGAAGGGCCUUGUUUGCGAGUCUCGAGGGAGCCUGUCAACUGCAAUCUCCGCUUUUCAGCUGGCACGUCAUAUAAUUGAGGAAGGACUGGGGAAGACGAAUUCAACAGCUGCAGGAAAAUUGAAUUGUGUAUUGUUGAACCUUGCAAGGGUCUUAUGCAAGGCUGGCAGAGCAAGGGACGCAGUUCAAGUGUACGAGAUUCUUGUAGAUUCAGGCGUACUGAUGGAAGAGCCAGAGGCACUGCGAAGCUACGCUGUGGCAGCAUGGCUUGGAAAUAGAAAAGAGCUAGCUGCUGCUAUUGCACAGCAGGCUGUAGAAGUGAAUGGAGAAUCAGCAUCUCAUACACUCUUCUUCAGAAUGACGUACUGGCUUUCAAGGCCUCUCCUUGUCUUGGAGGACUUAAGAAGGGCCAGUAUGGAUCUUUUUCGUAAUAUGAUUUUUGGUUCUACUGCUCUUGCUAUGGCCAUAAUGGCGGAUCACCAGCAGUCUGUAGCCGGUGUUCUGUAUAGGUCUAAUAUUUUAUUUGACCAUGAAAGAGGUCCUCAGGCGCAUCAUUUAGUUGCCGAUUGGAAACAGGGCAAGCAUGAGGAAGGGCAUUUGUACAAUAGUACAAUUGAGGAAUUGCUGAAGGCCAUGCAUUCAUUUCCAGACAGCAUUUCAACACGGGCUAAACUCGGUCAGAAGCUUACGGAAAGCACUUACGGUAAUUGUGCUUACCUUUCUCUGAGAUGCUGCGAUGUACCUGGUCCAGUUCCACAACAAGAUUUGUGUACCAGUUUGGUAGGCGCAGUAUUGGCUGAUGCUACUAAUGCCGAACACUCAGUACUUCCAAAAUUACUUCGGUGGGUACACAUGGAGCCUUGGAACAAAACGGCAAAAUCUAGUUUGGUACUCACAUUACAACAGGUGCAAAAGCCAAAUGUACACCUUGCAGUUGGUCGUCUUGCACUCACACAGCCAGUGUCUGACCCUGUAUCCUUGGACAUAGAUGUACUACUUAAAGUAUGUGCCUCCAAUGCAGCAUUAGAGCAUGGGGAUACUGCAGCUGCUUUGCAGCAUGCGAAAGCUGCAUGCUUAUUGAAUGCGUCAGCAGAGUGUAAUUUUGUCGCUAGCUUUCAUCUGGCACGUUGUUAUCUAGCAACCCAGAAUCUCCCGCUACUGCGAGUGGAGGUCAAAAAGUGUAGACGAAAUUUAAAACCGGAUGACCUUUUGGGACACUUGAAGUUGUCAGAAAUGGAGGAUAAGUUGGGUUUGCAGACAGAGAACCAAAAUUCUAGUUUUGAGCGUGCUAUUGGUCUGAAAAGUACAGCUCAUCCAAAGGUGUGGACUUCGUUAUGGCAUCUAAGGAAAGCCCAAGGGCUUUUACAAGCGGAAGACUACAUCUCUGCUGAGAAAGCUGCUGGUCAAGCUUGUGCCGUCCAUCCAGAAUCUGCCCCUCUUCAUCUCUUUCACGGUGCACUCUGCCUCUCACUAUUCAACUUAGGAGGCUAUCCACAGCAAUUAACUUCAGCAGUUCGCAGUCUAAGCAAGGCUGCAUCACAAGGAGGACCUUCCGAGGUCUGUGUGGCUGGUGUUUUACUGGCACAAGCUGAAACCAGUAAAGGGAACAUUCGUAGUAGAAAUGCUCAAAAGUGGGAACAAGUUCUUCGAUCGGCAUGGAAAUGCUGGCCUGCAGAGGACAGACCUGGGGAGUUGUAUUUUCAGAUGGGGUUGCUUGCUGAACAGUUCAAGGAUACUUCACAUGCAGGCAUGUACGCUCCUGAGUCGUUACAAAGCAAGCGGUCGUGGAUGCAGAGAGCUGCCCACGCAAAUCCAGCUUGCCGCCGCUAUUGGGAAUUGUUAUUGUAGCACUCACGUCUGCACCAGUUUAUGUAAAUUGUUGAGUACUCUUCUUUUAUCAUUUGAGCUCACAAUUUUAAAAAAAGUGACACCUAUGAUCACUUUUUCAUGUUGUAUGUGGAACCUCUGAUUGACAAGCUCCACCUUUGAUCUGUACGAAGACCAAAACCGCGGCUGCAGCAAGUCGAUGCCGCAAAAGAAUCAUUAUACACAAUAUACAGUUUACUUAUUUAGUGGGGAAUCUUGUGUUUACACUCGCCUCCAGCAUGAUUGCGGUGCCUAACCAUGUCUUCAUUCGACUGUAUUGAGGCUCCGGUUGGGCUAGACGGUUAUUCAAGCAGACGAGCAACUCGCGGUGGUUACUCAGGUUGUUAACGCUAGUAGUUACUGCAGAUAGGAAGAGGCAGUAUGAUUUGCUCUGAAAUUCCACGUCCUUUUCACUUUGAUCAAUGUUAUUUCUGUAGGAGUCUAUGGUUUUUAUUUUAUUUUUAAUUCAAUUAACAUUAUGAAACAUAGGUUAGUAAGUUCAUUCUUAGUGUUGGAGUCUAGGAAAGUGAAGAGAAGGAAAGUGAAAGGAUUGAACUCUUUUCAGCUGUACUCUCUUUCCAAUCCUUGACGAGGAGAGGAGAGCUAUGAAUUCUAGAAUAUAGGGACAUCUUUCACUGGACUCGAUAAAUUGUCAGUAUCCUGUGUUCGACUGUGUUAUAACAUUUAAGCCCCAGCCA
This is a messenger RNA of Physcomitrium patens, 5802 nucleotides long. RefSeq names its product tetratricopeptide repeat protein SKI3. Lineage: Eukaryota; Viridiplantae; Streptophyta; Bryopsida; Funariales; Funariaceae. Gene Ontology annotation, molecular function: protein binding. Gene Ontology annotation, cellular component: Ski complex. Gene Ontology annotation, biological process: nuclear-transcribed mRNA catabolic process. The record is from RefSeq and is a predicted model, not a curated record.